AUGGCGCACCGCGCGGGGCUCAGGACUACAACCCCCAUGAGGCAUCACGCGACACGCAGCCAAUGGGAGCCUGGAAAGAGGGGCGAAGCCAAUCAGGAAGAAGGGCGGGGUUUCGCGGGCAGUUUAAAGGCGGCGCAGGGGCAGGAGCCCGCCCAGAGCGGCGGGGCCGCGGCCGGGGUCGGACCGGGGCCAGACCGAGACCGGGACCGGGACCGGGACCGGGGCGAUGUGCAGUACCUUGUAGGAAAUUCAGUGCCUGUGCGAGUGUUCUGGGACCGCAGAGGAGGUGCAGGCCCAGUGGGGAGGUGUGAGGGGCUGAGCGGGCCUGAGGGGACGCUGUUGCCACCGAGCACAAAACACAGAACCAGCACACGACCACAUGAGGACCCAGAGCAUCGGACCGAGCAGCCCGGUGCCCCAGCCCCAGCUGCCUGCUGUGGGGCAGAACCCCGACCCCAGGAGGGCUCCAUGGCCGUGGUGCUGCGUGUGAGACCCCCCAGCCCCCGGGAGCGAGGGGCACCCACGGUCCUGCACGUCCUGAACGAGCACACGGUGCUGCUCAGCACCGAGGAGCCCGGUGGCACCGGCAGCACCGACACCACCGGCAGCACCGACAGCACCGCGCCGCUCACCCGCUGCCCCGGGAGCCCCCGCAAAAACCUCCAAUUUGAGUUCGACCACGUUUUUGACCAGAGGGCCACGCAGCAGGAGGUGUUCCAGCACACCACGCUCCCUCUGCUGGAAACCCUCCUGGCUGGCCACAACUGCUCCGUGUUUGCCUACGGUGCUUCAGGGGUGGGGAAGACCCACACCAUGAUGGGCUCCAAGAGCACUCCUGGCAUCGUGCACCUGGCCACGCUGGAGCUGUACAAGAGGCUCGAGGCCAUGAAGGACAAGAGCUGUGAGGUCCUCGUCUCCUACCAGCAGGUGUACAAAGAACGUGUCUAUGACCUCCUGCAGCCCCAGGGCCCGCUGAAUGUCUGGGAGCAGCCUGGGAAAGGAGCCGUGGUCCAGGGUCUCUCCUUCCACCAGCCCACAUCACCAGAGCAGCUCCUGGACAUGUUGGCCAAAGGCAAUAAAAACCGAGCCCAGAGGCCCACCAAGGCCAACGCCGCCUCCUCCCGCUCCCACGCCAUCUUCCAGAUCCAGGUGAAGCUUUGUGACCCCACUGGUGGCCUCGCUGGGGACCCACGCGUGGCCAAGCUGAGCUUCAUCGACCUGGCGGGCUCAGAGGGAGCCUGGGCCAGCACGGGCCGGGGAGAGGGGCUGUGGGAGGGCACCAGCAUCAACCGCUCGCUGCUGGCCCUCAAAAGCGUCAUCCGCGCUCUGGCUGGAGCCAAGGGCGGGCAGAGCCAUGUGCCGUUCCGGGACAGCAAACUGACUCUGCUGCUGAAGGACUCGCUGGGUGGCAGCUGCCGCACCGCCGUGAUCGCGGCCGUGAGCCCCUCCGCGCCCGCCGGCCGCGACACCCACGGCACGCUGCGCUUCGCCAGCCGCGCCCGCCGCGUCCUGCGCCCGGGCACCGGGAUGUCUCCCUGCAGCUCCAGAAGAGCCUCCCUGCCCAAUCUGCAGUGCCAGAUGAGGACACCAAGUCCCUUUCUGCAGGACCUGCAGGACCAGGAAGAGAACCUCUGCCCUGAUGAAAUUACUGCAAAGACAAAGGAAGUGAAGGUCCUGGCACUGGAGGAGUCCACAGGGCUGGAGGAGUCCAGAGGACUGGAGGAGUCCACAGGGCUGGAGGAGUCCACAGGGCUGGAGGAGUCCACAGAUCUGGAGGAGUCCACUGGACUGGAGGUUUCCACAGGGCUGGAGGUUUCCACAGGGCUGGAGGAGUCCAGAGGACUGGAGGAGUCCACAGGGCUGGAGGAGUCCACAGAUCUGGAGGAGUCCAACAGACUGGAGGUUUCCACAGGGCUGGAGGAGUCCACAGAGCUGGAAGAGUCCACAGGGCUGGAGGAGUCCACUGGACUGGAGGUUUCCACAGGGCUGGAGGUUUCCACAGGGCUGGAGGAGUCCAGAGGAUUGGAGGUUUCCACAGGGCUGGAGGAGUCCGCAGAGCUGGAGGAAGCUGCACGUCCCUGUAGCCCCGCAGAGCCCAGCGAGGAUGCUCCAGCCCCAGGAAUGCAGCUGAGCUGUGCCGCCGAGGCUCCUGUCACCGUGCCAGAUCCCGCUGUGCCCAGCCCCGACCCGGGAUGCUCCCAGGAGCUCAGCCCCGACCCGGGAUGCUCCCAGGAGCUCAGCCCCGACCCGGGAUGCUCCCAGGAGCUCUCUCCGCGCUCCAGCCCCGACCCGGGAUGCUCCCAGGAGCUCGCUCCCUUCUCCAGCCCCAACCCGGGAUGCUCCCAGGAGCUCUCUCCGUGCUCCAGCCCCAGGCCGAUGUCUCUCGGGCCGGUUAAGAGAAGACCCGAGUGGAGCAGCGGUUCCUACUCAGAAUAUUCCCGCGGCUCCCGAGCACGGGAGAAGCGCUGGCGGUGCCCCACACAGAGCUGCCCUGAGCUCCCGGGGCCGCGCUGUGCCAGCCUCCAGCCCUGCCAAAGCCCUGGCACCCCGAAACCAGCGGCUGCAGGCACCCCCAGCCCCCUGCCCGCACCGCCAGAGCCCCGGGCAGCCCUCCCGCCCCCACUCCAAAGCACCUCUCACAGCAUCCGAGCUCCAAACGCCCCCAGCUCCCCCCUGCCCCGCCUGUCCUGCAGCCCCCCGGGCAUCCCCCCCUGCCCCGCCGUGCCCUUCUGGCCGUGGUUCCAGCUGCAAACCCGCCUUUGUGCCCCCUCUGUCGGCUCAGUCCUCUACGUGUGUUUGCAGGUUAUGGGUGGCUUUAGGAACUAAGUUACUGUGCUUUUAAUAAAUUGUUCUGUCCCAAA
This is a messenger RNA of Taeniopygia guttata (zebra finch), 2861 nucleotides long. NCBI's taxonomy places the organism in Eukaryota, Metazoa, Chordata, Aves, Passeriformes, Estrildidae. The record is from RefSeq and is a predicted model, not a curated record.